CAUUUCUUUAAUUUACUACAAAAACAUUAAUUUUCCUGUCUUAGCAUUUUUUUCUUCCAAAAUACUUUGUUUUAUUCAUUAGCUAACAUAUUUUAACAAGCAAACAUGCAAAAAUACAUUGGUUUUAGCUUUGUUUUACUUCUUGCAAUGUCAACGGCUUGUUUGGGAUCCAAUCUUCAGGUUGGUUUUUAUCAGCAAACUUGUCCUUCAGCUGAAUCUACAGUCAGGAAUGUCGUAAACAAAGUUGUUUCGCAAAAUCCGAGAUUAGGAGCAGCACUUAUUCGCAUACAUUUCCAUGAUUGCUUUGUUAGGGGAUGUGAUGCAUCGAUUCUACUAGACUCAACACCGGGGAACCAAGCAGAGAAGGAGCAUCCGGCAAACAACCCAAGUCUACAAGGGUAUGAAGUCAUCGAUGAGGCUAAGGCAGAGCUCGAAGCCAAAUGCCCAAACACGGUCUCUUGUGCAGACAUCAUAGCCUUUGCAGCUCGAGAUAGUGCCUUGAAGUUAGGAAGAAUAAACUAUGCUGUACAAGCAGGCCGAAGAGAUGGAUUAGUCUCAAACAUAAAUGAUCCAACAGGAAACAUCCCUCGACCAUCCUUCAACCUAGAACAGCUACAAGAAAAUUUUGCUAGGAAAAGCCUUUCAUUAGAAGAAAUGGUCACCCUUUCCGGGGCUCACUCUAUUGGAGUCUCACAUUGUUCCGCGUUCAAUGAAACUCACCCACAAUACCCUUCUUUGGACCCUAGAAUAGCCAAUGUUUUAAGGGAAAGGUGCCCAAAUCCACCUGCUACUACUGAUCCAACAGUUCCUCUUGAUUUUACUACACCAAACAGGUUAGAUAACCUUUACUACAAAAACUUGCAGACUAAUAGGGCUUUGUUGACCUCGGACCAAGCUCUUAUGACUUCACCAACCACGGUUCAAAUGGUGCGCAAUUUCGGCUGGCAGGGUAAAGUUUGGGCUAACAAGUUUGCUGAUGCCAUGGUUCAUAUGGGUUCCAUUGAGGUUCUCACUGGUGCUGAGGGACAAAUCAGAAGAAAUUGCAGGGUUGUUAAUUAUUAGAAGAACAGAGCUACAUAAUAAGUUAUGCUUACAAAAAUAUUUGUUUAUUUUUUCAUUUACAUUACAGAUUUGAUUUGCUAUUCAUUGAAUUUCAAUUGUUAAAAAGGCUAAUGUUAAUUUCAAAGGAAAUUUUGAGUGAAUAAUAAGUUUUGCUGUACAAUGCACAAGGAUUAUAUAUAUCCCAGCUAAUUAGUUUAUAUUUAAUCACAAAUUAGUUUUUUUUUUUUUUUUUCUCUUUAUUGCAAAUUUAUUUUAAACUUAAAUUUGUCAUAUUCUAUUUCGCUUUUUCCUAGUACCGUCACCAAAGACUAGUUUAAAAUAUUAUAUUUUAUCGUUCUUAAAGCUGAAAAGUUAUUGUCAAACAUA
Chenopodium quinoa (quinoa) is the source of this 1428-nucleotide messenger RNA. RefSeq names its product peroxidase 5-like. The transcript is spliced from 2 exons. Lineage: Eukaryota; Viridiplantae; Streptophyta; Magnoliopsida; Caryophyllales; Amaranthaceae. Bases 106 to 1062 code for a protein of 318 amino acids. Gene Ontology annotation, biological process: response to oxidative stress; hydrogen peroxide catabolic process. Gene Ontology annotation, molecular function: heme binding; peroxidase activity. Gene Ontology annotation, cellular component: plasmodesma; plant-type cell wall. The record is from RefSeq and is a predicted model, not a curated record.